AGCGUCGAGCACACGCGCGCCGUGCAGACAUUAUUGCUCUCCCCUUCACCUAGCGCCUUUUCCCACGGAGGUCGAGAAAGAUAGAAAGAGCUACGCGAAGGAAUGUUCCCGCAGGGCCUCAUUGACCAGUGGCUCAGCAAACCUCGCGAAGGUCGGCGCAGCGUGCAGGAGGACCCCAAGGCCACCCCUGCCAUUUUGAGGAACAUCCACGACCUCGAGGUGCACUGUCAGGAGCACCCGUACGAGGUGUUCUGCGCCAGCUCCCUCCGCAGCCCGCCCUUUGCUCUCUACGCUUUGGAGAACGAAGAGGACGAAAAGGCACGGCUCGCGCGUCCACCGGCGAUGUUUGCUGCGGUACCACCUCUGGCGCCUGCCGAUGUCUACGCAGCAACACACGCCAACAGCGACAGCGUUAGUAGUGGUGGUCUUGGUGGACGAUACAGGGACAAAGCGGAAAUCCACAGCACGACGAUGGCAGCUGCAAGCCAUUUGCAAGACGUCACAUCGCGUCUCACCACGUAUCUGCAAUCAAGCGGCAUGUUCAAACCCGAGACUCCGCCGAAUCAAGGAAGCAGCACGCCGAACCCAUCGGAGAAGGCAGCUGGCGUAGCGCAGCUUGUCGUGCGAGUUAUCACCGAGGCGGCCGUGGCCGCAGCCGUCCGACAGGGUGUUGCCGCACGCGUAGAGGCGGCGGAGCACGCUGCGUAUCAGCGACAGCAGUCCAGUCGCCGAUUGCAACUGCGUGUGGGGAGCAAGGACGAUGCACCGGCAACGAAGCAACACUCGGUCACCGCCUCCCGCGGAGAAAUCGAUAGUCAUGACACGGAGGAGAAGGAAGAGGACGACUACUACGUGGCCGCGCGCGCCAUCGCGGACUACCGGAGAGACUGCCAGGGACUCCUGUCGAUGGCGGGCUUACUGCGGAAAUUGGGUGCCGGCAUCGACGUCGACAGGGAUGAUGACGAAAGCUCACCCGCGCCGGCGUUAAGGAAACGCGGUCGCAGCGACACGGCGAGGGCUGAAGGGCGCUCCAUCGUCGUCGCUGCUGAGCGCGAUGGCCGCAUAAAUUACUGGGCGCGACUUCGUGCAGAUGGGCUUCGACGAUUCUUCGGCACCGACAUACCACCUCCACCGCCGGUAGUCGCCACCGCGGCGUCGCAGGAGGCGGCACACGUGAAAGCGAGGCAGGCUUCCGCGGUGCUGACGCCUGCUGAGGGGUGGGCUGGCACGCAGUUGCAAAUAGCAGAGCGCGAUGUGCUCUUUGCUUUGCGGAAGGUCUUUGCGUCGGGUUCCGUUUAG
Molecule: messenger RNA, 1299 nt
Organism: Leptomonas pyrrhocoris
Lineage: Eukaryota; Euglenozoa; Kinetoplastea; Trypanosomatida; Trypanosomatidae
Exons: 1
Coding region: 103-1299 (398 amino acids)
Source: RefSeq, a predicted model, not a curated record